Molecule: messenger RNA, 891 nt
Organism: Cyanistes caeruleus (blue tit)
Lineage: Eukaryota; Metazoa; Chordata; Aves; Passeriformes; Paridae
Source: RefSeq, a predicted model, not a curated record
CACUCUCCCAUUCCAUUCCAGGUUUCAUUCCAGAGAAGCCGUGUCCUCGUUUCUGUAUGAAUGUUCCAAGUUUAUUUCAUUUUGCAUUCUUGCUGAGAGGGGUGCAAACACCAUCAUGGGCACGGUGGAUUUUGAGGAAGCAGCAGCUCUCUCUGCCCAGCCUUCCCUUGCUUCAGGCAGCAAGAAAAAGGAACUCUUUGAAUCUCCUUGAACUAAGUGAGGCAGAAUUAGAAGAACAGUUUGUAAGAGGUGAUGGUCCAGGAGGUCAAGCCACAAAUAAGACAAACAACUGUGUUGUCCUGAAGCAUAUUCCAUCUGGGAUUGUAGUGAAGUGUCAUCAGACAAGAUCAAUGGAGAAGAACCGAAAGAUUGCCAGAGAAAUCCUUCAGGAAAAAGUUGACCUUUUCUACAAAGGUGAAGACAGUGAUGUUUUUAAAGAGAAGAAAGCAGUAGAGAAGCAAAAGCAGGAGAAAAAAAGAAGAGCAAAGGAAAACCUAGAAAGGAAAAAGCUUUUCAAAGAGAUGCAGCAAUUGGAUAAGGAAUAAACAUGUGAAAUACUGACUUGCCCUAGCAGGCACCCUCACUAGUUGCCACCAUGUUUUGGCCUUCAACAAAGACCCAAAGCCAGAGCAUGGAUUUUGAAGGCAACAGAAACUUCUAGAACUUCACCUCCUUGUCCCAGAGACCAGCUGUACCCUGUGCCAUGGAUGGAGUGCUCCAGCAAUCUGCAGUCCCCUUCCCUUGUCCUUUCCUAAACUUUUAUCUGUUGACAGUUCUUGCUCCUGGAGUGUGAUUAAAGUGACUGUACAUAGUUUUAAUACAAACUGUUAAUGAAAAUAAGCUUUAUUACGUCAAGUAAUAAAUACAUACAAAGAUGCAAAUAACAGUUUU